UUCCAUCGAGGAAGCGGUUUUUAUUUAUCGGACACAAUAAUGGCUGCUACCCGACAAUUCCGUUGUUUUCUACGCCGUCCAGUUGACAUUGGAGGGUCACAUAUGUCUCAGUCGUCUUCCUGAAGCCGCCAUUACUUCCGUUGUUUCCCUGGCCUGGCUGCUUACCCACAAUGCAUUGCCAGAGGGCUUUGUGUGUCUCAGACAUACCAAUGUAACUGUUGCUGCUGCCACUUCACCAGCACAUCUACAUCACAGCAGCGCAGCGGGAAGGUGCUCUCCUGGUGGAUCUUAUCCUCGUCGCACUGACAUCAUGUCUGGCUCAGGGGACAUACCAGCCAUCGAGGGCUCCGGGAUGGGCGGGAUGAAGCUUCCCAUCGGGAUGACCCGGCGAGCCAUCAGCUACGACGAUAACCUGGAGGCGCCCAUGUCCACGCCCCCUCAUGACAUCAGCAUCAACAACCUGUGGAGACGGCCAGUCAUACCGGAGAGGAAGUUCACACGCCUGGCUGAGGAGGACGAGAGCGGUGUGGCGAGACAGUCCACUGUGGCGGACAGCGCCCCCUCCAGGUCGCCAUCCGUAGUGAAAGCCAAGGCGUCGUCCAUCAUCAUGAACUCUCUCAUCACCAAGCAGACUCAGGAGAGUGUGUAUAAGUUUGAGCAGCGGGCGGGGCUCACUGACACCAGCUACACCCCCCACAAAGGCCUCACCGCCGAGGAGACGAGACACCACCAUCGCAUGCCCGAAUCCCUGCAGAAACUGCAGAUCCAGAGCAUGGAGGCCCGAGAGGAGCGGCAGAACUCCUCCGCCCAGUCCACUCCAUCCAACACGCCACACAGCUCCCCAAAACAGCAACGCAGGGGCUGGUUCGGCAGUACGAGUUCAGACAUCAGCUCCUGCAACAGCAGCGUGGACCUCGGGGGAGGAGACGCGGCGAUUGAGCGCUGGAGCGUGUUCGGGCCGCGGCCACAAGUCCAGAAGACCACAUCUGACCUGGGAUCAGACCCGGCAGCAGGCUUUGCGCUGCAGGCGUACCGCGGUGCCCAGAAGCCGACCCCCAUGGAGGUGAUGAAGUCUCAGGCCGCGCGGCUGGCCGACGGCACCGUCGCUCAGUCGGUGGCUCCUCCCAAAAUGGAGAUUCCCACGGUGGAGGGUCGACGGCAGGGAGCGCGGCCACACAAGCUGAAACCCCGAGACAUGAACAUCCUGACGCCCUCCGGCUUCUGAGAGGACGCGACACGUGAAGGUCCAUGACACGAGACUUUCCCUUCCACUAUGAAUCCUGCAGCUCUGCUUCAGCGUGUAGGAGGAAUCAUCUCACAGCACGAGAUGCAAACAAAGCUCAAGCUUAGACAAACUUAUUGGGAAGAACGAAGGAAGGCGAAGCGUCAAACCUCGUCAACGCAGCGCCAAUGUGUCAAGUUUUGUCCUUCGACUUAAAAUCCGUCUGUAAAUACAACAGAGCUGAUCACCAGUCCGGCUCCGCACACACUCUGCAGCUUGUAGAUUUAGACUUUGAGCUGGAUCAGGCGUAGGGUCACGCUGAGAGGACGUUUAUAGUCUAAUGUUGGCGUUUUACUUUGAGUGUUUAUUUGUUUCAUUACUACAAACAGAAUCCAUGUUGAACUUCAACCAGCAGCUCCAACCUUCAGAAGCUGCAGCAUUGUUCCCGUCUGCCUCCAGACUGCGUGCUCGCUUCUCUCUCGCCCUCUUCACGUGUAGCUGCUGCCAUCAACAUCCAGCAUGGACGGACUGACCUGCAGGACUUCAUGCAGCUGCAGGUGAAGGUGAUGGAUCCCCUGUAAAUGCACUUUAUCCCCACGCUGGAUCAUCCGACCCGAAGCCCCCCCGUGUCCCGCAGCCCUCCAGGAUGCACGUGUGUGAGAAAACGACUUAAUGUUUCCUUUGUCCUCUUAAAGGGGACAUUCAGUAAGCAGGAUGGGAAGAAUAACCAAGAGUCGUUUAAUAUGAAUCAAAGCAACAGAACAAAAACACCUGGCAGCAUCCUGCUCACUGACACACACACUGACACACUGACACACACUCUGACACACUGACACACACACUGACACACACACUGACACACACACUGACACACACACUG
Cottoperca gobio is the source of this 2102-nucleotide messenger RNA. Its product is annotated as putative monooxygenase p33MONOX. Gene Ontology annotation, cellular component: cytoplasm. NCBI's taxonomy places the organism in Eukaryota, Metazoa, Chordata, Actinopteri, Perciformes, Bovichtidae. The record is from RefSeq and is a predicted model, not a curated record.